Molecule: messenger RNA, 1354 nt
Organism: Canis lupus familiaris (dog)
Lineage: Eukaryota; Metazoa; Chordata; Mammalia; Carnivora; Canidae
Product: SWI/SNF-related matrix-associated actin-dependent regulator of chromatin subfamily E member 1
Exons: 1
Coding region: 90-1325 (411 amino acids)
Biological process (GO): negative regulation of DNA-templated transcription
Cellular component (GO): SWI/SNF complex
Molecular function (GO): nuclear receptor binding; nucleosomal DNA binding
Source: RefSeq, a predicted model, not a curated record
AAGAGAAACGAGGCCGGAGCUGCGGGCGCUUUUUCUGCCCGCGGUGUCUCAGAUUCAUUCUUAAGGAACUGAGAACUUAAUCUUCCAAAAUGUCAAAAAGACCAUCUUAUGCCCCACCUCCCACCCCAGCUCCUGCAACACAAAUGCCCAGCACACCAGGGUUUGUGGGAUACAAUCCAUACAGUCAUCUCGCCUACAACAACUACAGGCUGGGAGGGAACCCGGGCACCAACAGCCGGGUCACGGCAUCCUCUGGUAUUACGAUUCCAAAACCCCCAAAGCCACCAGAUAAGCCGCUGAUGCCCUACAUGAGGUACAGCAGAAAGGUCUGGGACCAAGUAAAAGCUUCCAACCCUGACCUAAAGUUGUGGGAGAUUGGCAAGAUUAUUGGUGGCAUGUGGCGAGAUCUCACUGAUGAAGAAAAACAAGAAUAUUUAAACGAAUACGAAGCAGAAAAGAUAGAGUACAAUGAAUCUAUGAAGGCCUAUCAUAAUUCCCCCGCAUACCUUGCUUACAUAAAUGCGAAGAGUCGUGCAGAAGCUGCUUUAGAGGAAGAAAGUCGACAGAGACAGUCUCGCAUGGAGAAAGGAGAACCUUACAUGAGCAUUCAGCCUGCUGAAGAUCCAGAUGAUUAUGAUGAUGGCUUUUCAAUGAAGCAUACAGCCACUGCCCGUUUCCAGAGAAACCACCGCCUCAUCAGUGAAAUCCUUAGUGAGAGUGUGGUGCCAGACGUUCGGUCAGUUGUCACAACAGCUAGAAUGCAGGUCCUCAAACGACAGGUCCAGUCCUUAAUGGUUCAUCAGCGAAAACUAGAAGCUGAACUUCUUCAGAUAGAGGAGCGACACCAGGAAAAGAAGAGGAAGUUCCUAGAAAGCACAGAUUCAUUUAACAAUGAACUUAAAAGGUUGUGCGGUUUGAAAGUAGAAGUGGAUAUGGAAAAGAUUGCCGCUGAAAUUGCACAGGCAGAAGAACAGGCUCGCAAAAGGCAAGAGGAGAGGGAGAAAGAAGCAGCAGAGCAAGCUGAACGUAGUCAGAGCAGCAUGGUUCCCGAGGAAGAGCCAGCUGCUAGUAAGACCCAGGAGAAGAAGGACGACGAAAGCAUCCCUAUGGAGACAGAGGAGACACACCUUGAAGAAGCAACGGAAAGCCAACAGAACGGUGAAGAAGGCACAUCUACUCCUGAGGACAAGGAGAGCGGGCAGGAGGGGGUGGACAGUAUGGCCGAGGAAGGGACCAGUGAUAGUAACACUGGCUCAGAGAGCAACAGUGCAACAGUGGAGGAGCCACCGACAGACCCCACACCAGAAGAUGAGAAGAAAGAAUAAAUGUUGCCUUGUUUUAUGUGUUCUAAAUA